AUGGAGACUGAUCAAUCCGAAUCUCAUUCUCCAACAUCGUCUCUCAGAAACAAGCUUAAAUCCUCUCUCCGCCUCUCCUCUUGCUUCUCCAAUCACCACCACCACCACCAGAAUGGCAGCCAGGAUGAUCACGAGCCGUUUAAAUCUCCCGGGAAGGCCACACUCACGCGAACCUCGUCCUGGCGGAAUAAGUCCCGGGCCCACGAAAUUCCUGAAUUCAAAGAAAAGUGCGUGAACUUCAUCUCUCGAAUUGGUCGCCACAGCCAUGGUCACGGCCGCGGAUACCACCGGAGGCGUCACUCCAUGUCCGCGGAUUUCAAAUACGAUGCGACGAGUUACGCGCUCAAUUUCGACGAAGGAAUUGAUGAGAAUAGCUCCGACGAGUACCCCUUGCGGAAUUUCUCCUCCAGGUUGCCUCCGUCUCCCACCAGAGAGAUCCCGUGCAGUUGA
Tripterygium wilfordii is the source of this 450-nucleotide messenger RNA. RefSeq lists its product as uncharacterized. Lineage: Eukaryota; Viridiplantae; Streptophyta; Magnoliopsida; Celastrales; Celastraceae. The coding region runs from base 1 to 450 and encodes 149 amino acids. The transcript has a single exon. The record is from RefSeq and is a predicted model, not a curated record.